GCUGGAACCUCUCAUUCAACUACCUGCCACUGCGCCAUCGCAGACUGAAGGCUUGAGGUUUCCAAGAAGCCCAACAAAUGUGCAGUCUGGCAGGAUGGAGUUGCUUGCGAGGACACCGUUGACUCCUCUGACAUGUAGAGGACGGUUUAAUCAUGCCACAAGCGUGGACCCAGCUGAUUUGGAGGCUUCCUCACCGCGAAGUCCGCCAAGAAGGCAGGACGAUCAGGUGCGGAAAGCCAAGCCACCGUUCUCACGGGUGUCUCAACUCAUCAACUCCAUGAACUUGUUCUGGCGUGACAUCGAAUCAUCAUUGACUUGCUUGCGAGCUUUAGCUGAUGUUUCUGCUCGAAUGCUGGUGGAUCGGAAGGUGGCCAACAUCACUGUAUUCAUCGUUGAUCCAUGGUUGAGAAAGGCUGUGACUUCCGGACACUACUCCAAGACAGAGCAGCUCACGAUCUUCUACCUUGGCCAGGGCAAGACAGAGCUGCAGGCCCUGCUACGGCUGGAAGAAAGCAAGGUGUGUCCGCCAGUGUUUACUGACCUGCAGGCUUUGCCGUUUCGGUCUCGGGUUUGUGCAGCCCUGCCCGUUCUCACACCGAAUCGGUCACGAGUUUGGGCAGUCUUGCAAGUUCUUCUUGAGGAGACUCGAGCAUCCGACAAUGAGGCAAACUUUGUACCGCGAGUGCUCCAAGACGCGGGUGUAUCCCAGGAGACUGGUCCGAGCCAAUCUACAUUUACAGAUUCGCAUGUGAGUUACUUGCAGCUGUUAUGCAGCUUCAUUGGUGGUGUUUUACUAUAUGUGGAACGGCUUGAGCAGAGAGCAAAAGCCGUGGAUCGCACGCGCCACAUCAUGGAAGCUGCCAUCGAUGUGAACAAGGCAAAGACCCUGGCUGACUUUGAACAAAGGGUCAAGCAAUUGUUCUCUGGGUUCUUUUGCGUGAACACCAUUCGCGUUCUGUUUUUUGAUCCGGACUCGAAGAGCCUUCUGAUUUCAUCUUCCCAGAUGCGCAAGAAGGGGGCAACGACCAUCAGCCUAACAAAGGGCAUCCUGGGCCAGUGUGCGCAGAAGCAACAGGUCAUCCACAUACCUGAUAUCCACCAGAAUCCCUUUGUCGAGCCUGUGACGGACGGGCUGCACCGCAAUGGCAGACCGGUGAACAGCCAUGCAGCGAUGCUUGUGGGGCCAAUGCUCGUGGAGUCUUCUCGCGGAGAUGACAGAUGGGGUGGCCAGGAAUUGAUGGGUGUGGUGCAGCUUCUCGAGAAGAAGCGGCGAGCUCCAGAUGGAGCAACCCAGUCAAGUGAGUUCACAACUGAUGAGCAGAAUCUUUUCCAACAGCUGUUGACGGUGUGCUCGCAUGCUGGGUCGAGAACCAUCAAGGUUCAGCAGCUGUCAGCCCAGCUCAACGGAAGCCCUUACAACGUGCAGGCACUCUUGUUUGGAUGA
Messenger RNA from Symbiodinium pilosum, 1444 nucleotides. The record is from the annotation of a GenBank genome assembly. Lineage: Eukaryota; Dinophyceae; Suessiales; Symbiodiniaceae.